Messenger RNA from Scheffersomyces stipitis CBS 6054, 2201 nucleotides. RefSeq names its product bifunctional K:H/Na:H antiporter (gene NHX1). The record is from RefSeq and is a predicted model, not a curated record. Gene Ontology annotation, cellular component: fungal-type vacuole membrane; early endosome; late endosome. Gene Ontology annotation, molecular function: sodium:proton antiporter activity. The coding region runs from base 126 to 2087 and encodes 653 amino acids. Gene Ontology annotation, biological process: sodium ion transport; vacuolar acidification; proton transmembrane transport. Lineage: Eukaryota; Fungi; Ascomycota; Pichiomycetes; Serinales; Debaryomycetaceae. The transcript has a single exon.
CCUUGUUUCACGCGUAAUCCACAGUCUUGGAUCGUACAUUACUUCAUUGUCAUCAUCACUGUCUACUUACUUUCGACCCUCAAAAAUUUUGAAUAAAACUAAACACUGUAUUCUUCAGCUUUAUAAUGUCCAGUAUAGUACUAUUCGCUGCAAAACAGUUGGUAAGGCGAGCUCUUCCGUCCGCUGAUUUGGACGAAGACACUCCUGAUAUGUCUACCCCAGACGACCAUCUCGAUGAUACAAAUCCCGUCACCGAAGAAAUCUUCUCUUCGUGGGCACUUUUCAUCUUGCUCCUGUUGCUCUGUGCUGCGUUGUGGUCCUCGUACUUUCUCCAACAGAGACGUAUCAAAGCCAUCCACGAAACAGUCUUGUCCAUCUUCUAUGGAAUGAUCGUAGGUCUUAUCAUCCGUAUCAGUCCGGGCCACUACAUCCAAGACGCUGUCAAGUUCAACUCAGGCUAUUUCUUCAACAUCUUGUUGCCUCCCAUUAUCUUGAACUCCGGAUAUGAGCUUCACCAGGCGAACUUCUUCCGUAAUCUCGGCUCCAUCUUGACGUUUGCCAUCCCGGGAACGUUUCUUUCAGCUCUUGUGUUGGGAACCAUAUUGUACAUAUGGACAUCGUUGGGUCUCGACGGAAUUUCACUAGAGUUUGUAGAUGCUCUUGCUGUAGGUGCCACCCUUUCUGCUACAGACCCUGUGACCAUCUUAUCCAUCUUCAACGCAUACAAGGUCGAUCCCAAGCUUUAUACCAUUAUCUUUGGCGAAUCGUUGUUGAACGACGCUAUUUCUAUUGUUAUGUUCGAGACUUGCCAGAAGUUCCACGGCCACCCAGUACAUUUCUCGUCGUUCUUUGAAGGUAUCGGCUUGUUCUUGAUGUCCUUCACCAUCUCCACCAUCAUUGGUAUUCUCAUUGGUAUCUUUGUAGCCUUGAUUCUUAAGCAUUCGCACAUUAGACGAUACCCUCAGAUUGAAACCUGUUUGGUGCUCUUAUUUGCUUAUGAGUCGUACUUCUUCUCCAACGGUGCCCAUAUGUCAGGUAUUGUCUCAUUGCUAUUCUGUGGAAUCACCUUGAAGCACUACGCUUACUUCAACAUGUCGAGAAGAACCCAAAUCGCUACCAAAUAUAUCUUCCAGUUGUUGGCACAAUUGUCAGAGAAUUUCAUCUUUAUCUACUUGGGUUUGUCGCUUUUCACAGAGGUAGAAUUGGUGUUUAAACCCUUAUUGAUUAUCAUUACUUUCAUCUCUAUCUGUAUCGCCAGAUGGUCUGCCGUAUUUCCUCUUUCUCGUUUCCUUAAUUUCUUCUACAAGGCUAGAUUCGAGAAGUUCAACACCAGAAACGCUCUCAACGGUAACAUUUCUGCCCAAUCUUUGCCGGAUGAGAUCAGCCAUUCGUACCAGAUGAUGAUUUUCUGGGCUGGCUUAAGAGGGGCAGUCGGUGUUGCUUUAGCCAUGGGUAUCCAGGGUGAGGCUAAGUGGACAUUAUUGGCCACAGUGUUAGUAGUUGUAGUAUUAACCGUGAUUUUGUUCGGUGGUACUACGGCUUCAAUGUUGGAAAUCUUGGGAAUUAAGAUUGGCUGUAUCGAUGAAAGUAACGACUCUGACGAUGACUUCGAUAUUGAAGCUCCUCGUUUACCCUUGUCUAAUACACCUUCGGCUUUAGGCAAUAGACGCUACAACAACCCAAGCAGAGUACCCAAGACACCUUAUAAGGAUGAUCUCAGAGGUAUCUCGAACCCUAGCUUGGCUGGCCAAUAUCCUAACUCAAACUCCAAUAGUGCCAACAGCUUGAUCGACAACAACCUCGCCAACGAUGAUGAAGACGAAGACGAAUUUGUCACAAGUGAUGUAGACGAUUUGUUGACUGGUUCCAACAAUAUUCCGUUGUCUUCAAACGGAGAUAACAACUUUGGUGGUGUAUUGGGAGCUUUCUUGAGUGCUGAAGAACACGCCAAAUGGUUCACUCGUUUUGACGAACAGGUGUUGAAACCAGUGUUGUUGGAUACUUUGCCCAAUGGAUCCAGCAACGGCAACAACGGAAGUGGUAGCAAUAAUAGAAGAAACCAUAGAGAUGGCGACGGCCAGCCUUAGUUAGAAAGUGACGUAUCAUCACAUCAAUUCAAGACACGGCAGAAUGUCCAUCAGCAGGAAUGUCGCUUCAGCUCGUUCUUACAUUUGUACAAUAGAGAAUAUACAUUAAACAUU